This is a messenger RNA of Pisolithus orientalis, 1811 nucleotides long. Its product is annotated as UPF0187-domain-containing protein. Gene Ontology annotation, molecular function: chloride channel activity. NCBI's taxonomy places the organism in Eukaryota, Fungi, Basidiomycota, Agaricomycetes, Boletales, Pisolithaceae. The transcript has 12 exons. Bases 210 to 1667 code for a protein of 485 amino acids. The record is from RefSeq and is a predicted model, not a curated record.
CACCACGUUGCAAAGGCGCAGGAAGUGACGAAAACAGCGUUUCUUGUCGAAGCAUACUUGUGGAGUCCAAGCUUCUUAUUAGUAUGCAUCGGCCUCGUGGGGGUGCACAAAGUGCGCCCUGUGCAACUUCUUUCGCUUCCCCCGUCAUCAGUCCCCCUGGCAGUAAGUGACAUACGAAGCUCAUAGCUGCUCAUACCUUGGUCGUGGUCAUGUCGGUACGAGCUCGAGUAGCCCGCGCAUAUUACUUCCUCCAUCAUCUCUGGGCAAUUGCCAUCUUUCGUAGCUGGCGCAUUCUCUUCUUCUUCGCAUUAUGGGCGACUGCAGUCUGCAUCGUCAACUACCACGUUCACAGCCUGGCACUCCAGCCAACCCUCCUCACCGUGCUCGGCACUGUUCUAGGUUUUGUUAUUUCAUUCCGCACAACGACAAGUUAUGACCGGUACAACGAAGCGCGGAAGCUGUGGGUUCAAGUCAUCUAUGCCAGUCGCAUGUUCGCCCGAACAGUGUGGUUCCAUGUUCCGUCGAACGCCAUCGGCGUGAGGGUUGAUCCCGCAGACGAGACACUGUUGAUCGAGUGUCAGGCCAAGACGCUUCUAGAGAAGAAGACAGUUAUCAACUUGCUCGAGGCAUACGCCAUAGCUGUCAAGCACUACCUGCGCAGGGAAGAUGGGAUUGAGUAUGAAGACAUCAAUCCUUACGUCAAGUUCCUCCCCAAGUACACUCUACCCUCGAGCAUUUCACCCCACUGCGGUACGAUGCACCACUGGCCACCGAAGGACGAAAAUGAAGCAGAAAAGGGCCAGCCGGGCCUUGAAUGCAGUCGCCGCGCUACCUACCCGCGGCACCGCGCACACCAACAGGACUCCUCAUUUACCUCCGGAACCACAACAUUUGUAUCGAGUAACCCUCACCACUCACCGGAGAACGAUUCGGGUGGGAAUACUCAAACUUUAUUACCUGCCGAGAACCCCCCCGAUCGUUCGUUGACGGGUCUAUGCACCCAUAUGUGGCGGAAGAUAUGUCAUACGGAGUCCUCACCGCGCCGGCCAAAGCCCCGAAAGAAAGAGCGUGUUGAUAACAUCCCUCUAGAAAUAUCCUUCUACCUCAGCUCGUACAUUGCCGCUCUGGAAGAGCGGAAUGACAAUAUUCACCCCAAGAUCGAACCUCCCACGAUGUCACUUCUGCACACUUCGCUAUGUCAACUGAUCGAAGCUCUCACUGACAUGGAGAGAAUUGCAACCACGUCAGUCAUAUACUCGAAGCAUCUGUGGUUAUUAACGAUCAUCUACUGCCUUCUGUUGCCAUUCCAAACCUUGUCUACAUUGGGCUGGCUCACAGUACCCGGUACCGUCCUUGCGUGUUUUAUGUUUUUCGGCUUCCUUGUAGCCGGUGCGGAGAUUGAGAAUCCGUUUGGUUAUGACAAGAACGACCUGAACCUCAAAGAUUUCGUCCAUAUUAUCCACGAGGAGUUACACUCAAUGACCUCGCGCCCCACUCCGAGACCCUCUGAGUGGGUGUUCUGUAAGGACAACAAUCGCCUCUUCCCAUCCUGCCCGAAGGGUGAAAUAGUUUCACCUGAAGAAUGGUUAAGGAGGGGAAGUGAAGGGAUAUAUGAGGCGCUCGGCAGUCAUGUCAAGAACUGCGGCGCCCACAGAAGGCCAGCCUGACCUGCACUUACUUAAGUGAUGAUACGUGCAGCGUGACACAUACGUAUGGUGGCGGAUGUGAUCGUACGUAUAUAGCACGUCCAAGAGGAUGGUUAUCCGAGUGAUAUAUAUUUUGCUAAUAUGGAGUACUCUAUCAGUGUUGUA